AUGUUUUCAGCCGCUUCCGACCCAUUUGACGUUGGUUCAUUUAAACAGAUCUCUCUCUCUCUCUCUCUCUCUCUUUCUCUCUCUCUGUUUAUCUAUUUAUCGAUCUAUCUGCACAAGUCUUUUGGUUGCAUACACAUUUAUUCCGCGAAUUUUGAAUCUAUCUAUCUAUCUAUCUAUCUAUCUAUCUAUCUAUCUAUCUAUCUAUCUAUUUGUUCUAUUCUCUCUCAUUAUCUAUCUAUCUAUCUAUCUAUCUAUCUAUUUGUUCUAUUCGCUUUCAUUAUCUAUCUAUCUAUCUAUCUAUCUAUCUAUCUAUCUAUCUAUCUAUUCUAUUCGCUUUCAUUAUCUAUCUAUCUAUCUAUUCUAUUCGCUUUCAUUAUCUAUCUAUCUAUCUAUUCUAUUCGCUUUCAUUAUCUAUCUAUCUAUCUAUCUAUCUAUCUAUCUAUCUAUCUAUUCUAUUCUCAUUUCAUUAUCUAUCUAUUCUAUUCGCUUUUCAUUAUCUAUCUAUCUAUCUAUCUAUCUAUUAUCUAUCUAUCUAUCUAUUCUAUUCUCUUUCUAUCUAUCUAUCUAUCUAUCUAUCUAUCUAUCUAUCUAUCUAUCUAUCUAUCUAUCUAUCUAUUUAACUCAGUCUUUCCCAAUAUCACUCAAUCUGUAGCUGUCUCUCUAUAUAUCUUUCUGUCUCAGUCCAUUCCAAUAUCUAUCUAUCUAUAUCUAUCUAUCUAUCUAUCUAUCUAUCUCUCUCUCUCUCUCUCUCUCUCUCUCUCUCUCUAUAUAUAUAUAUAUAUAUAUAUAUAUAUAUAUAUACAUAUCGAGGAAAAACUGUCAUCUAUAAUAUCUGACUUCACUGAAAUCCAAGAUCUCCGUUUGUCUCUGUGUCUGUCUGUGAGAAACGUAACCGCCUCACUCCACGCUUCUUUAUUUUUAUUUUUUCACGUCCAACUUUCCUACUUUCCACGGUCUCACAACGCCCUCACGUCUCAUCUCCAAUCACUAACCCUCCAACGCCAACCACAUCCCGGGGAAACCCCAACCGCCAGCGUUCCUUUUGCCAAAAUUUCCUGA
Messenger RNA from Acanthosepion pharaonis, 1059 nucleotides. The record is from the annotation of a GenBank genome assembly. NCBI's taxonomy places the organism in Eukaryota, Metazoa, Mollusca, Cephalopoda, Sepiida, Sepiidae.